AUGGACUCUUCAGAGAUCCCUUCAGCGAUAUUGGGCUGGGAUUGGGGCAGCACCGCAAUCAGAGUCAGUCUACUCGUUUUCCAAGGUGGUGAGCGGAUUAUACAAGAAGUAUUCAACACAGAAUCUCAUCCCGGGCACGAUGAGCGGUACCAAAAGGGUGCAUUCAACUCGGCCCUGUAUCUAGACGGCAAGGGCGACGUGUAUCCUGGUGAAAGAAUGGACGACAAUCGAAUUGCCACCCCAUCCAAGGAACUUUUCAGUAUGAAUUCAACCGCCAGCAAUAGUUUCAAGGCUAUCAAUAAGAGCCUGAACCGGGUGAAAAGCAGUAGCUCCCGAGAGCUUAUUUACAAAGGAAUGGAGGCCAUCGCCAGAGCUGUUCUUCAACAAGUACAAAGUCACUGCCAAGGAGGGUAUUUGCACGGUCGCAUGCUCAGCGGGGUCAAGAUCCGUCGGAUUGGGCUGUCCUAUCCAGCAUUCUGGAGGCAAGAGGAGCGUACCUUCUACGAACAUAUCAUUCGAAGAGUCAUGCCUGAGUUCCCGAACAUUUUCACAAACGACACAGAUGUGGACUUCCAUGUGGAAAGUCUGGCUUCAGCCCACAACUUAUUCUGGAACCAACGCCUCCACAAUAAGGUUCUUCAAAUCUCCGACAAACCUACAUUGUUAGUCUUCUUGGACUUUGGCGGCUACACGUUGAACGGCUGCAUGUUUAGCAUUGUCCAGGGUACGAAAGAGGUCUUUAGCUACUAUAGAGUAGGCGACACAUUCUGCACAAGUGGCGGCACUCAAUUGUGGGAGCGAGCCUUCGCAGACUUUGCAGCCAGAUACUUUGAGAUUCAGCAGGGAUUCAAGCUGCCUCCAAGAGAGCGGACGCAGCUUUUGCAAAGCUUUCAUCUGCAGAUUAAGAAGUUCGACUCAGAUGAGAUCAAUGAUAUGUCGCUGCAUGUCACAGAUCCGGAGAAUGCAACGAGAUCACGCACGGUGUAUCUUACGGCAGCACAAGCUGGGCGAUGCUUUUGGGACGGGAUGAAGCAACCCAUCGAUCUGGCGAAGGAGAAAAUUGCGGAGGCGGCGACUCUAAGCGACAGAGUUCGAGUUGUCGUUUCUGGCGGAAGCGGCAAGAGCUCCAUCGUUCAGGCUCAUGUCCAUGAUGCGUGCAGGAAAGCCAACAUUGAUGCUCCGUAUCCUUUUUACGAAAAGGCAGGAGAUAAAGAGUAA
Molecule: messenger RNA, 1218 nt
Organism: Colletotrichum acutatum
Lineage: Eukaryota; Fungi; Ascomycota; Sordariomycetes; Glomerellales; Glomerellaceae
Exons: 4
Coding region: 1-1218 (405 amino acids)
Source: RefSeq, a predicted model, not a curated record